UCCGCACCGACAAUUUCAUUGGUCGAGGCAUCGCGGACAGCUGGCCCCCAUUGGUCGCGCACCUGUCAAUCUUAAAGCAAUGCCACUCAGGAUAGAUUAGGCACCAUUUGCCAUAACUAAAUAGUUACAUUGUACAUCAAGUAGGAAGAAUUGUUUUAAUUGGUAGUCCACCGCGCUCGGCGGAGAGUUCAUCUUCGUCCAAACCGCCUGAACGCCUUGAAUGCAACGAAGUGUAACGCUUGAAUCUCCCGUCUCAUCCAACAGAUGUGGACACUGCCCGGGAGCUGCCCAGCUGAGGUGAAGGGGAGGGCAGAAGAUCCUAGUUCAGCUUGAGUGUGGAUGACCUGCCCCCAGAAACAGGACCAUGAUCUGAAAAGCGUGCUGUACACAGAGCCCCAUUCUUCCUUUCUUCCUUCUCCCUCUUUUUUUGUUUUUGUUAUUUUCAAUCUUGCUGGUGGAAGCCUCCCUGCCUGGGUGCUUCAAACAGGGUCAGUGUGUACACCGAGGGCAAACUGAAAGCGAAUAGAGAUUCAAAGAGGAGGAAAAGUAACAGCAGCCAUCCGUGACCUCACAUCUUGUCACUUUCCCCUAAUCCUCCCACUGCAACACCAGAACCAUGGGGAGGAAAAAGAUCCAGAUUCAGAGGAUCACUGACGAACGCAACAAACAGGUGACGUUCACCAAGAGGAAGUUUGGUUUGAUGAAGAAGGCCUACGAGCUGAGCGUCCUGUGCGACUGCGAGAUUGCUCUCAUCAUCUUUAACCACUCCAACAAGCUGUUCCAGUAUGCCAGCACUGACAUGGACAAGGUCUUGCUGAAGUACACCGAGUACAACGAGCCACACGAGAGCCGGACUAACGCUGACAUUAUCGAGACGUUGCGAAAGAAAGGCUUUAACGGUUGCAACAGCCCCGAGCCCGACGGCGACGACUCCAUCGACCAAAGCCCGCUAAAUGACCGCAAGACCGAGGACCUGGACAGCCUCUUCAAGCGCUACGGCUCUACGGUUCCACAGCCCACCUUCUCCAUGCCAGUCACCGUGCCAGUAUCCAACCAGAACGCAGCAGCAGCGGCGGCCCUUCAGUUCAGUAACAACCCUUCCGGCGCCCUGGUCACCACCACCUCCUUUGUCACCUCCACCCUCACAGAUCCCCGGCUCCUUUCCCCACAGCAACCCGCUCUGCAGAGAAACACCGUGUCACCAGGGUUACCACAGCGACCAGCCAGUGCAGGUGCUCUGUUAGGGGGAGACUUGGGGAACUCUAAUGGAGCAUGCCCGAGUCCAGUUCCUAAUGGCUACAUCAGUGCCAGGGCCUCCCCAGGCCUCCUCUCUGUAUCCAAUGGCAACAGCCUGGGGAAAGUAGUCCCGGCUAAGUCUCCACCUCCACCCAGCCCUCAGAUGGUCAACAGCCGUAAGCCGGACCUGAGGGUCAUCACCUCACAGAGUGGCAAGAGCCUCAUGCAGCUGACUGAGGAAGAGCUGGAGUUGGUGAGUGAGAAUGCUCAACGGCUAGGCGGCUCCCAGGUGGCACAGCCACUCACCACACCAGUGGUCUCCGUGGCAACACCCAGUCUCCUAGCGCCCUUCUCCGGCAUGCAGACGGCCUACAACACUGAGUACCAGCUGACGAGCGCAGAUCUCACAGCGCUCCAGACGUUCACGCCACCGGGGCUGGUGCCUGGCAACAUGGCUGCUUGGCAACAGCAACAGCAACCAACAGUCUCUCAGCAGCAACAACAGCAACAGCAGCAACAGCAACAGCAACUAAGCUUGGCAUCACUCAGCAACUUGGUCAUGUGGGGUGCAGAGAAACAGAAUGCGGAGAUGGUUAACUGCAUCUCCAAUUUUGCUGCUAACCUGAGGCAAGUGGGAGUACAGGGUGCCGCGCUGACAGUCAACACAAACCCCAACGUCAACAUCAAGUCCGAACCAGUCUCACCAAAUCGUGACCGCAGCACUCCCAGCUCCACCAGUGGGGUGGCUGGAGGUGGAGUGGGCCAGAGUCAACUCCAGGGACAAGGUCUGGUGUCCAUCGCCUACCCUGGUACUCUGCGUCUUGAAGCGGGAGGCCAAGGCCGCUCACCUGUUGACAGUCUCAGCAGCAACGGCAGCUCAUAUGAAGGCAGCGACCGAGACGAUGGCACCCAGGGUCGAGGCGGGGGUCUGGACUUUCACCACCAGGUCGGCGCCGGAGCCCAGCAGCCCACCAUGGUCCUUCUGCGGCCCUCAUCAGCAGAGCCUCAAGAACAGGAUGGGACCAACGUCAAGAGAAUGAGACUGGACACCUGGGUCACAUAAACGGAUCGAUGGACAGAUGGAGGAUGGAGAUGUGUACUUGUGGAUUGUGUACAUGCCCCACCAGCUCCAGCAGCCCCAAUAUCCACAUUGCAUACGCACAGACAAAAUCCACCCACCACCAACCCAGUAACCUGCUGUCUACACAGUAAACCUCACAUGGAUACAUACACAACACAAGCAUGCUAGCAUACUCGCACACGUGGACACUCACUCGUAUGGCAAUGUGCAUUCACGUUUGAACUGUAAUGUGUUCUCACUGACAUACACCAAACCCAACAAGACCAGGAAUUAUUUAUCAAAAAAAAGACCAUGCUGGACAUCAUUCAGCUGGAUUCGGAUAGAAGUGAAUGAGUUUGUAAUCUGGCUACAGUGGUUAGGAACUGUGGCCUGAUUAAAUUUGGUCACAUGGACUUCUUGACAGUUUCUGGAAAAGCAGACAAGCCAGACUUGGUUUCCCAGCAUGCCCCUGCCAUGAUUCACGGCCGGUGGCAAUCUCUCACCUUCAUAUCUUUACUGUCUGUUUAUCCACAGUAGGUUUUGAUCAAAUAUGACAGCGCUGUAUUAAAACGGUGCCACAAAACGAGUCCACAUCGAUGUACACAUCCGCCCAUCCACAGUUGUAUUGCUAUCACUCUAGAUUUUUGUUUGUUUUCUAAGAGGAGCAGCUGUGCUCUUUUUUUUUUUUUUCUUCUUUUUUUUAAGCGUGGAGUUUUGUCCCUCAGUCUUGACUGUUGACAUUUAGAGUUUGGAUUCAUUUUGAAUAUGAAGACACUAAAAGAAUAACUUGCCUCCCUUCUCAGUCAAGUCGGCGGCUCCGUCAACAUGGCCGGCAUUUGGUCCUCUACAAGAAUGGCGACCACCAGGGGUCUUUAUUUAAUCAGAACCACGCAGACCAGCUGUAAAACGAGGAACGUGAUUUGUUGCCGAGGUAAAAGACUGCUUUUCUUUGAAUCAGGGACGAGCUGCCACAGCUCAACGACACAUGACGCAGAUUCUCCUCGUUUCGCCCACAUCGUGUCAACUACAGAUGCUGAGAAAGGUGUGUGUUUGGUUUGUGUGUGUGCGUGUGUGUGUAUACGGGUUUGUUACCUCAACUGGUUGUGUUUUCUUUUUUUCUUUUUCUUUUUUUUUUUUAAACCAAGUAAAUUUGGAUAAAUCUUCACUUUCAAUUUCAUCCUUGAACACACACCUGCAACGUACACAGGUGAAAUUAUUUUUGUGAGCAAUUCAUGUUUUGAAUAGAUAGCUGAUGUUCAAAGAGGAGAAUCGUGAGGUACCAUGUAUAUAAGCAAUCUGUAACCUUUGUGGCUUUUGUGUGACAGGGAUAAGGUUUUUUCUUUUUCUUUUGAAGGUUAAAAAAUAAAUCAUAUUCAAGUAUAUAUUUAAACAGCUUCAGGCGGUAGCAAGGGCAGCUCUGCAUCUGGGGCAAGAGACUACACCAGACGACAGGGAUUGUAUAUAUAAACUAUAUAUUCGGCAGGAUAUCCCUUAAGGAAGUGGAAAAAAAAAAACAAAAACAAACAAACAUUGAUUCUCAGUGGAUCUGUCUCUUUUAUAUUAUUAUUAUUUAUGUGUGUAUAUAAAGUGUAAUAUGUGGACGAGCCCAGAGAGGGUGUUGUAGAGGCAGGAAGGGAAGACGUAGCCGUGGUGACUCGGACUGUUUAGAGUGAGCAAUGAUUAGGACUCUGUCGCUGAUGGAGGGCACUUUACCUUAACUCCCACCUCUGACACGCACGCACAGCACGCACACACUAGAGUUAGACUGAUGUUUUUGGCUGGAUAACAACCUAAAAAUGGCAGGUACAUGUAACAUAUUGCAAUUUUUAUUUAUUUCUCAAAAUUCUCUUUUGAUGUAGUUUAAUUUAAGUAAUUUACAAGCUAUAGUAAGGGUCUCAGUCUGGUUGCCUAAUUGGAGUAAUUUAGUUAAUUAAAUUAAUAAUUCAUUAAUUGCAAUAUUAAAUAUAUUAAGUUAAUAAAUUGGUAAAUAAAUUGAAGCAGUUUUUUAAAUGAGACUUGUUAUUCCCAUUUCCAGCUCCAGAUUUUCAAACUUAAACUUUAUCAGGGUAGCUUUGCAUGACUCACAGUUCAAAUAAAUCCUUGUAUAUCUUUUUUGCAGGCCCUCAGUUUAUCAACUCUGUGAAAGCAGCCUUCCCUCUCCCUUUAAGCCAACUACUUUUUAUUUUCUAAUUGCCUGCCCCUCACAAGAAAAAGACUUGGAAUAGCAGGUAGGUGGCCAUGACCAGUGCUGUGUGUCUCAAAUGACUGCAACUGCAACUGGCUUUGUAAAGAACCAAGAGUAGAAAACAAAAAUUGAAUAUUUAGGGCUGAAAGGAUUGGACAUGUUUAAUAUGAGCUGCAUUCGCUGGAUAGAAAGCAAGGAAAAGGAUAAUAAGUCCAAUUUAAGGAGUUGUUUACAAUUUUUUUUUUUUUUAGAAGAGAUAAGUUGUAUAAAAAUUGGAACAUAACUUUCACUUAUAGCUGUGUAGCACUGUCUACUUCAAAUUCAGUUACUAUUUGUCAAUCUUUCAAAGUCAUUGCUGAUGUAGUUUCAUCUUUCAAAUGAAUCUUUUAUGGAAGCAUUUAUUUGAAAACUGCUAAAAACUAAAGAUUAGUAAAAAACUGCAAUUCCCAUUGUAUCAUUUAGCUAAAUUAAACUUUUACUGGAAUUUUUCCUCGUGCAGCGACUGCCAAAUAUUGGGUAUUUUGUGCAACUUGAUUGCAGAAAUGCAAAAGAGUAUUAUCCACUACCACCAUAUCAGUCAAACUCUAGAAUACAUACAUAUAGAUAGUUUAUGAUUAAGCAAGCCAAGGAUUUCCCUGAUCCCUCUUUUUUUCUUCUCCUUUUAGAGAUUUACCUUUUCCUCCAAUUAAAAGCCAUGUUUCUAUAUUUAAAAGGAUCUCUCCUUCGCCUGUCACUGGUUGGCUGCAGUUUUAUAUUCUGGAGAGUUUAAGAAUACUAUGAAGGAAAACAGAAGUGAAGGAUGUAAUUUUCUACUCUAUAAAGGUGGCAACGGUUGAUUUAGGGUUUUUUUCUUUUAAACGUGGUGGUCAAAAGUGCAAAUUCAUGUAUUUAUUUUUCCUAAAAGCACUCUCAGCCUCCGUCCAUUUGCUUGUUAAAAGCACUGGCGUUUGGGUGUCGUUCGUCGCUAAGCCGGAGGUUUCAGAAUGACUCUUGAUCUUUUAAUGACUACCUCCCAAAUCCAACGCAGACUUGUCGACUUUAGGUUUUACCGCAUCCAGCCACCACAUCCUUCUCAUGGGCAGGCCCUCGUCACCUCUCUCUCACCCCUAUCACUCACUCGGUUUGUUUGUUUUUUUUUCCCUCCUCUCUGGAAGCUUAAUCUCACACACAGACAAACAAACACACGCACACAUUUCAUUACACACUCCUCUUCUGUUCACUCCGUCCAUAUAACGGGUGUCAGCGCUGAAAUGACGAGUCAAAUUAUUUUGGGGUCAUUUCCAUGAGAAACACAACCACCGCCACCACCCCCUCUCUCCCGACUCUAUUCGGCUUGCAGCUUCAUCUCACACACUACUGCCAUCAUCCGCCCUUCAGUUCAUCAGUGAUUUCUCAUUUCCUUUUUCUCCGUCUGUCACUCACUCUCUCUCUCACACACACACACACACACACACACACACACACACACACACACACACACACACACACAUUCAUCCUCUGUGACAAGUCUGAGUGUCAAUAUUGCUUUUCUGAGUGCUUGGCAGAGUUAACAUAAAUCCCCAGAGUGUAAACACUUUGACUGUUAAGACUGUUGUGCCCUGAGCUUCGAACAAAAAAAUAAAAAGAAACAAAAAAAGUCUGCAAGUUUAUAUGUUUCGUCCAAGAAAUGAGAUUGUUUGUGAGCAGGCAGGUGAGAGCCCUCGUGAAGCCCUGACAUGUUCUUUAGAACAACACUAGGGGUCGCUGUAAUCACACAACAGACAAUCGUGCUGAGAAGCCGUUAACUUGCAUCCCCCCCUGAAAAGAGAUACAUGCUCCUGUACAAUGAUGUUUAGAAGUCUCACUCACUUUCCAGUGUUAAUUUGUGCUGGUGACAGUCUGUUUUUAAUUGUUCUCUGACAAUUGAUAUUAUUGUUAUUAUUAUAAUUAUCAUCAUUAGCACAGCCACACUGAUAGUAGCUGUCAUGAUGAUAUAGAUUUCUGCAUUUUCGUUCUUUUUUUGUUGUUUUUGUUUUUUGUUUUUUUGUGUAGGAUAGGUCUCUUGUUUUCUUUGGAAUUUUAUUUUAUUAUAUAAGAAUAUUCUAUAAAUAUAUUUUUGUUUUCAUUUUUUGGGAUUUUUCUUUCUUCUUCAACAAGGGUGUUACUAAUGUUGCACGAUUUUUAUGACAUGUAACAAGCAACACACGAGUAGUGAUAUUAGUUUCCACGUGUGGCUGUGGAUGGAGGCGCUGAUUAAGUCGACAAAUCGCUUCAAUGCUGCAAAACUUUGAGUCCAAUGUACAAACCUCUGAGUCUAAAGGGGGUGGGGCAGCGUGACACGUCUAACUUAUUUCUGACCAGACACAAUUAUGUCAAUGCAUGGGCGUUUCAAAACAACAGAAGUGUGAAUCAUGUUAUAGGAAAUAAAAUGUAAUAUUGACACAAAAACACAUCACACAGGAUUACAUUAAAAGAAAAAAAGUGAAAUCAAAGAAAAAAAAAGUUUAAAUAAAUUAUAGCUAAUAUAUUGUGUUCGGCUAGUCUGCUUUUUUGUUGUAAAGAAUUUUUUUUGUUGUUUUUGGAGAAUGAUAUACAAUUUGUGUAUAUUUUCAUAAAUAAAGUAUGCACUGAUAUGUUAUUACAAAUUCUAUACUGCUUUUACAAAAAAAAGUGUUUGUUAUUGUACCAAAGUAUCCAUUGGUCCCCUCUUACCCUCCCCUUUUUGCGUAUGUUUUACCGUAUUUUAUAUAUUAAAUAGACAAGUUGACCUACAGAAAAAA
This is a messenger RNA of Oreochromis aureus, 7240 nucleotides long. It is a transcript of the gene mef2d, whose product is annotated as myocyte enhancer factor 2d. Gene Ontology annotation, molecular function: DNA-binding transcription factor activity, RNA polymerase II-specific; protein dimerization activity; RNA polymerase II cis-regulatory region sequence-specific DNA binding. Bases 617 to 2299 code for a protein of 560 amino acids. The record is from RefSeq and is a predicted model, not a curated record. NCBI's taxonomy places the organism in Eukaryota, Metazoa, Chordata, Actinopteri, Cichliformes, Cichlidae. The transcript is spliced from 12 exons. Gene Ontology annotation, biological process: cell differentiation; positive regulation of transcription by RNA polymerase II.